AUGUCAAAGAGAAAAGACACAUUCACUGUUUUAGAGGACCAUCCUGGACAGGAACCACAACAAACUUUUUUAACUCGUCAUAUUUCUAGGAAAAGUGAGAAUACUGAAUAUAUUUCACCUUUCAGAAAUCCACAAGACACUGUAAGGAGCAACUAUGCUAAAUCUUUGAAGGAAAAAAAGUUUCCUACCACAAGUGCAACAUCAAAUUUUAAUAAGAUGGUCCCUGGAGAAAUGGGAUAUUCAUCUCUCGCAAAGAAUGACAAGAGAGCCAAAGAUAUUCAAUUCCCUAAAUACUUGCUCGACAACGAAAAAAGACAAGCACAAUUGCUAAUGGAAUUACAAAUAAAAGAACAUAAAUUGCACGAAUUGCAGAAGUCUUCGAGAGUGCUAGUCUUGGAUGAGGAUAAGAACGAGUUAGUUCUUGAAGAAAGCUCGUCAAGUGAUGAAGAGGAGGAAAGUGAAGAGGAUGAUGAUGAUGGAGACGAAGGGGAAGAUGAAGACGGAGAUGAAUCCGUAGAGGAAGAAAAAUAUGUAGAGGAAGAAGAAGAUAACAAUGCAGAAGAGAAUAUAAGCGAGAAAAUAGAAAGCAUUAUAGGUGAAUUGGAUUCACAGAAUGAAAAUGUUUCCAAAAAUGCAGAAAUUCUAGAAGAGCAGAGCAAUGUCGUCGAUACAGAAGCUUCCCAACAUGAGUCUAAAGGAGAAAGUUUGGAUGAAGAGGAAGAAGAGGAAGAUACUGAGCAAGAUGCUGUCGGUCCAAUAGAUCCAUCCAUUGUUCCGAUGGUUAGAAUUCCACCAAUUUGCACAGAUUUAUUAAGUGCACCAAAGACCAAUGCAACCUUUUCCAUCAAGAGUCUAAUUUCGGGAGCUAAGGGUUCCAAUAAAACUGCGAAAGCCGGUGCAUCAAACAUGACCCUUGGUGUGGCAGUUCCAGAAACUCAUGCUGUUGCUAGUCCAGAAAAUCCAGAAUAUCUAGUGAGAACAAAUGAAUAUAACAUUGUGUCCAAGGCAGUAUAUGACCAAAUGAACUACGAGCAAAAGCUUCACAGUGAAUGGUUAAAGAACUUCAAUGCUGCAGAAGACGAGAAAUAUAAUACUAAAAAACAAGAAUAUGAAGAUAAAUUAGUUGAAUUACAAAAGCAGCUGGAUGAUAUAGAAGAGAAAAAGAAAAUUUCUAAUAUGAAAAAACAGCAAAAAAUUGAAAUUAUGGAAUAUCAGCUUGUUAAAAAUGUCUUAGACGUUCAGAGUAAGUACAAUGUUGAUAAAGGUAAAGUUAUUAAGGAGACCGAAUUGAUGAAAUUGCAGAAAAUAAAUGCCAAAGAGGAUUUAUUAGCUAAGCAAUUAGAUGUCAAGAAUGAGAUUGAAAAAUUGAAUAAUGAGAAGGAAGCGAUUACUAAUGAAUACAAUAUUUGGAAUGGUAACUUAGAGAACCUAACAACAUUAUUAGAUGAAAAGAUUGCCAAAAUUGAAGCUAUCAAUGAAAAUAACAUGAGGAUUCAAAAAGACAUUGAAGUGUUACAAGUAAAGAAGUUAAAUCUGGAGAAUGAAAUUAAAGACCACGAGGAAAAGGAUAAACUGAAUAAAGAUGUCUUACAAAAACUUAAUGUUGAAAAGGAUUACCUGCCAAGACUGAAUGAAAUAGACGAGCAAAUUGCUGCAAAGUUUGAUAAAUUAGCCAUUAUCAAGAAUGAAACUAUCUCAGAAAACAAUCAACUAUCUAUUUUAACAAAGAAAUUAGAAGAAGAAAGGAUUGCACAUGAAAAUGAAAUAAAAAUGAAGAAUGAAAAGAUGAAGCGAGAGCAAGAUGAAUUACUACAAAAGAAACUAACCGAAUUACAAGAAAAACAUAAUGAAGAGAUGGCUGAGAUUCAAAAGAAGUAUCAAGAAAAAUAG
Messenger RNA from Tetrapisispora phaffii CBS 4417, 1890 nucleotides. RefSeq lists its product as uncharacterized. Lineage: Eukaryota; Fungi; Ascomycota; Saccharomycetes; Saccharomycetales; Saccharomycetaceae. The transcript has a single exon. Bases 1 to 1890 code for a protein of 629 amino acids. The record is from RefSeq and is a predicted model, not a curated record.